AACAAAGAAUCCUAAGUUAAAAUAUCAAAAGUUUUCAGCACUUUCUGUUGUCGAAAUCCCUACAUUUCCCUGGAUUUUCUUCGUCAAUGGACGACCAGUUUUUCCUGAAUGCAGCGAUCCCUCCACUCUCACCGCCAUUGCUCUUUGAACCAAUCUCAGCUUGGUACUCCAUCUCUUCUUCCAUGGAAUUCACGACACUGAGCUGAAUUGCUUCCGAGAUUGUUUCCUCGAUCCAUGCCGGGAAAUAUCAACGGAUUACGGUUUACAGUUCGACUCAGAACUGAGUUCAAUGACGUCUUCUCCCGCAACAUUAAAUUCCCAUAUCUCGAAAUCGAAUUCUCCAUCACGGGAUAUGUCGGAGCUGACCAGUUUUCGCGAGGAAUCCGCCGUUUCAAGGAAAAGAAAGGAGGUAUCCGAAGCCAAAAUGAAGGAAACUCCGGCAACCCAGAAACGAUGCAAGUCAACGGAAAGCAACGACAACAAUAUCAAGAAGCAUCCUGAACCUCCAAAGGACUAUAUUCAUGUUAGAGCAAGAAGGGGUGAAGCCACUGACAGCCAUAGUUUAGCUGAAAGAGUUCGCAGAGAGAAAAUCAGUGCGAGAAUGAAGAUUCUGCAAAAUCUGGUCCCUGGUUGCAGUAAGAUCAUCGGGAAAGCACUGGUGCUGGACGAAAUUAUAAACUACAUUCAAUCAUUGCAGAGUCAAGUUGAGUUGCUCUCUAUGAAACUAGCUUCAGUGAGCACCGGGAUGGAUUCUAACGACAUUUUUCAAUAAAGCAACACUUCGGCACGUCCAAUAGAUUCUUCGGCAUCAGCCUUUUCUGGGCAGCAAAACACUGAACUACAUGGAAAUGUUUGUAAUGAUGGACAAUGGUCCUGGUUUGAAGACAGUAUUUCGUGUUGAUCGCAAUUUCAAAGCACGUAACAGCUCGUUGAUUAUUGAUGUGUA
Molecule: messenger RNA, 946 nt
Organism: Hibiscus syriacus
Lineage: Eukaryota; Viridiplantae; Streptophyta; Magnoliopsida; Malvales; Malvaceae
Product: transcription factor bHLH62-like
Exons: 5
Coding region: 290-772 (160 amino acids)
Biological process (GO): regulation of DNA-templated transcription
Cellular component (GO): nucleus
Molecular function (GO): DNA-binding transcription factor activity; protein dimerization activity
Source: RefSeq, a predicted model, not a curated record